AGCAUUAGUAGAGUUAAGUCACAACGCUGUAACGUUCUUAAAAUAAAUUUUUAAAAAAAGCCUUUUCAUCUUUCAAAUCUAUAACUGGCGCAGUCGACGGAGUUCUAAGUCGAACAAUAUCCGACAAAAAUCGCGGAAUUGGUCCGUUUUUACGGUUUAUCGGCAAUCGCGAACCUUGUGAAUUUACGAAGAGGCAGCACCCAGGAGGAAGUCAAACUUCGACCAAAUCUAUUGGGAGAAGAGCGUUCAGCAACGGUCCAACUUCGACCAACCCUAGAUUAGGCUUGGGAACACAAGCAUCGGUUCCUAUAGGCAACGUAGUCUAAGAGAAUGCAGCUUUUCAUCGCUGGAUUUUUGCUAUUGUCCCUCAACAUCAAACAUGCAAGACCUGACGUAACAUUUCAUGACGUAUCCAAGAACCCCGGACUUUUACCAAUGAAAUUAGGAAACUCGCAAAACAUAAUUGAUUACUGGACUUUCAUUCAAAUUUACGACAUCAACCCUAUUAUCAGUCAAUACCUCAUAAUGCAAAAAACUAUAUACGACUUAGAAAAAAACAUAGAAAACUGUUCUUUAUAUAAAAAAGAAUAUUUUAAUUCAUACAAUUUAGCUUCAACCUUAAAAGAAAAAAUAAAAAAUCAAAUACUUCAAAUAAAUCCAUUCUCUCUUAAAACUCGCGAAAAAAGAGGCCUUAUAAAUGGAUUAGGCAGUAUUGUCAAAAGUAUAACCGGCAAUUUAGAUAAUGAGGAUGCUCAGCGCUAUGAUUCAGCAAUAACUUCAAUUAUGCAAAACGAAAAUAAUAUAAAACUUUUAAUGCAAGAACAAAUUACCAUAAUAGAUAAUUCUAAUAAACUUUUUCAAAAACUCUCAAAGAAUUUAACUUCCAAUCAAAAUAUUUUGGAAUCACAAAUAAAAGAAAUUCAAAUAGAGGUCCAAAGACUUAACAAAAUCAGUUUUGAAGAUAAGCAUUUCUUUCUUUUGCAAACAAUUCUAUCUCAUGCUACCACAUUCUUACAAGAAAUGUAUGAUGUCUUAGAAGAUCUUCAAAUAGCAAUAACUUUUUCAAAACUAAAUACCUUUCAUCCAUCGAUCAUUAGUCCAAAAGACUUAUUCAAGGAAAUUCAAUUAAUUUCUACGAGUUUAACAUCCGGUAAACUCCCAUUUGAUCCAACUUUUAAAAAUGUAUUUCUUUUUGAGAAAGUCCUUAAUAUAAAAAGUUACGCAAAGGAAAACAAAGUCAUAUUUAUCAUUGAAAUGCCGAUCGUAGAGAAGAACAGUUAUCUACUGUACCACCUUUAUCCUCUACCUACACCUUCAAAAACCUUCCACGAUGUCCUCAAAAUAUUAAUUGAUAGUAGCGCAGGUUACUUCCGCUCUAUUUCUCUUGAUAUUUUGUGCUAA
This is a messenger RNA of Anthonomus grandis grandis, 1401 nucleotides long. RefSeq lists its product as uncharacterized. Bases 331 to 1401 code for a protein of 356 amino acids. Lineage: Eukaryota; Metazoa; Arthropoda; Insecta; Coleoptera; Curculionidae. The record is from RefSeq and is a predicted model, not a curated record. The transcript has 3 exons.